Molecule: messenger RNA, 2272 nt
Organism: Centropristis striata (black sea bass)
Lineage: Eukaryota; Metazoa; Chordata; Actinopteri; Perciformes; Serranidae
Exons: 5
Coding region: 272-1015 (247 amino acids)
Molecular function (GO): peroxiredoxin activity
Source: RefSeq, a predicted model, not a curated record
AUUUUUAACAACAAGACAAGAGAUGCAGACGUAAGAUAACAGCAUAUGAUCCUGUUAUCACCCAUUGCAAAAACAUGAACAAUAACAGGUGACUGACAGUUGGAACGACUGAUAAAUAACUUGUUAUUUUGUUAUUUUACGACAGUAGCAGCAUUGGUCGACACUACACCAUAAAUCUGACUUCCUCAAUCCUUCUGGGAAGAUUGGAAACUACCGGAGCUGACAGCUGAUCUCCCUCCGGCUCCUCUCUUGUACUUUCCAGCCAGGCAACAUGGCGAGCAACCUCGUCUCCAAGUUAUUUCGUCCCCCUGUGCUCAAACAGCUGACGUCUCUCCGGUCGGGUUGCAUGCCUCGGAGAGCGGCGGUGUCCGCGGGGAGCAGCAGACAUUUCUCCAGCGAUCCGCCACCGGAGAACAUCAGUCGCUAUCCAGUCCCGAACAAGAAAGACCUCCCGUAUGAUAUCGUGGAGCUUAUGGAGGAAGUUGAGUCAAAGGGAGGCUUUUUGCCCAAUGUCUUCAAAGUCCUCUCUCACAGACCGGCAGAGUUCAGAGCCUUCUUUGCUUACUACAAUGAACUCAUGAACAAGGAGACAGGCGGAUUGACCAAGGCAGAUCGUGAGCUCAUUGUUGUGGCUACCAGUAUCCACAACAAGUGUCUUUACUGUGUGGUAUCCCACAGUGCACUGCACCGCAUCUACUCUAAGAAACCCACUCUAUCUGAUCAGGUGGUUGUUAACUAUGAGAAUGCAGAGCUGUCACCUCGGGAGCGUACCAUGCUAGACUUUGCGAUGGCUGUGUGUCGCAGCGACACCAUCACAGAGCAGCACUUCCAGUCUUUGGAGGAAGUGGGGUUUGACCGUGAGGAUGCGUGGGACAUCGCUGCCAUCGCUGCUUUCUUUGCCAUGUCCAACCGGCUCGCCCACCUCACCGACAUGAGGCCUAACUUGGAAUUUUAUAACAUGGGGCGCAUACCACGGGACAAGAGUAAGGACAAAAGGCAAGGGGAAAAGGAGUAGCGUCACUGACAAGAUUAUCACAUGUCAAGGUGUUUUUUAUUUCUGUCUCCCUCUUGUGAACAAUCAGCUGUUUUCUAAUUUAUGUUUAAAUGAGGAGCAGAUUGGCAGGUAUGCCACUUGAACGCAAUUACAUUUGCAAGUUACACUGGAAUUAGUCAGUUUGUCAUGAGACCAUGAUUUAGGUUCAACAGUUACUUGACUGAGCCUGGGUGGGUUUGAAUAAAAGCUAGAGACUAACACAGGAAGGAAGCAAAAUAACUGACCUUGGUGAUAUUUUAUUUCAUGCUUAAAAUCAAUCACAAGUUGCCUAGUGUAUCCAAAGUUUUGGCCUGCUCUCCGGAUUGAAUAUAGGAUGUAAACAUUGAGGAUUUUGUAAAGUUUACCAAGUCUAAGGGGUGUAAUGAUUUAAAUUCUAAAUAAAAAAAUCUUUGAAAUUUUCUUUCAGUUUCAAUCAUCGAAAUUAAAGGCAGGAUCAGCUAUCAAAGAAAUGUAACCAUAUGGCCUUAAAAUAAAAAAAAAAUAAAAUAUGGUGGUGAUGUCACACUUAAUACCAUGUCACCUGUCUUUUUAAAGAGGAAUUUGAAAAUGUAAACGUCAGUUGUCUGGGCAUAAAUACAAUAAUCCGUCACUUUAUGACUCAAGACUCAUUAGUCUAACAAUAGCAUAGCUGUCAGUACUGAAACAAAUAUCUUUAAAUCGAAAAGUGAAUGGAUCAUGACCUUAAAAUUGAAAGUCUAAUAAUGACACAACUACCACUUCCAAAAGUGCCUUUAAAAAAUUGUGCUUAUUUAGAUGACGGAGAAGCAUUAGAGAGGUCAUCUGAGUUGUGUACCUUCCUGUGUGUGUCGAUGAGGUAUAAUUUGUCACUGUGUGUAACUGUUGUCUUUAUAUCUGCUUAUUUAUCACAACAUUUAGAAUAUUUGGUGGCUCUGGUUGUGCACUGGACACUAUAUGCCAUGCGCUAUGUGGUGGGGAUUGUUUUUUUGCAGCUAAGUGCAAUUGCAAUACAAUUACACGGUUGUCUUUUAUAUUCUGUGUCUGUGUCUUAAAAUUUGUCACAUGAAACUCAAAAUCUGAAGCCAGCUCUUUAUUUCCUUGUUCACCAGAUGAAUGUGCUCUUUGUUAUGAUGUGUUAUGCUCAAUGCAUUGUUACCCUGACUACGAGGAAGAGUGUAAAUAAAUUGCUAGCAUUGUUUCACAGCAGUGUAAGCUUGCCUUUCUAAACCUUCCCUUUAUCUAAAUAAACUAUUUUUCUUG